GUCCACAAGCUAGAGUUUUAAUAUGUCAAAUGGAAUAACGCCGGACUAUCGGCCGCCGGAGACGAUUGGUUUCAUAGGAUUAGGAAAUAUGGGAUGGUGGAUGGCCUUGAAUCUGCGCAAAUCCGUGUCGAGGUCUACUAAGUUGUUUAUCUAUGACAUCAUCCCGUCAAUACUCGACAAUUUCGCGGAGAACGCACGGAUUCACGACCUCGGCGAGGUAACAAUCUGCGAAAACGCUCGUGAAGUUGCAGUACAAUCUGAUCUUACAAUAGUUAUAGUCCCGGAAGGCAAGCACGUCCGAGAAGUAUUCUUUGACGAGAAGAACGGCAUCCUAACAGGUCCCGUCGACGGCAAGACUUUUGUGGACAGCUCGACGAUCGAUCCUGCGACGUCUCGUGAAGUCGCAGAGGCGGUUAGAAAGAUCUCUCCUUCCGCACGCUUCUACGAUGCACCCGUCUCAGGAGGCGUACACGGCGCGGAAGCGGGAACACUUAGCUUCCUUGCUGGAGCAAGUGAAGAAGACACGUAUUUCCGACAAGUGAUCAGACCGUUGUUGGAGAUGAUGGGAAGGAACAUUUUCUGUAUCGGGGCACAGAGCCAAGGCCUCGUUGCGAAAUUGUGUAACAAUUAUGUGAGUGGAAUUUGUGCAAUAGCGACUGCGGAGGCUAUGAAUAUCGGGAUGCGACACGGAAUCGAUAAGUUCCUGCUCAGUGAUGUCUUCAAGAAGAGUACCGGCGGAAACUGGCAAAACGCUAACAUGAACCCUGUCCCCGGCGUUAGUCCACAUGCUGUAACUUCUAAAGGCUACAAAGGCGGCUUUAAAGUUCAAAUGAUGGUAAAGGACUUCAACUUGGCUCUAGGGACGGCGAAGGAAGUGGACGCGAAGCUUGCUUUGGGUGACGCUGCACUGGCAACGUACAAGGCGACAGCAGAGGACCCACGCUGUAGUGGGCUCGACAAUCGUGUCGUGUAUCGCUGGCUCGGAGGAAAGGAGUGA
Molecule: messenger RNA, 997 nt
Organism: Fomitiporia mediterranea MF3/22
Lineage: Eukaryota; Fungi; Basidiomycota; Agaricomycetes; Hymenochaetales; Hymenochaetaceae
Exons: 5
Coding region: 23-997 (324 amino acids)
Biological process (GO): L-valine catabolic process
Cellular component (GO): mitochondrion
Molecular function (GO): 3-hydroxyisobutyrate dehydrogenase activity; NADP binding; NAD binding
Source: RefSeq, a predicted model, not a curated record